AUGAGACCCUUCCCAAAGCCCAGAGCCGCUAUAAGCAAUUGCUCCGCAACUGCCCUUAUCAUGAGGUCCCUGACUUCAUGGAGCUGCAGAUUUCUAUUUAGGAAUCACUCUAGAGUUAAGGAUGUCCUUGGAUGUUGCGGCAGCCUGUCAGUUCAAAUUAAAGAGCUGUCUAAGCUCGUGAAGCAGAACCUGAGUAACAAAGGAAAACAGACAGUAAAUGAGGCCACGGUCACUGAGAAGUGCGCCUAUGUAAACCAAUCGAGACCGCAGGUUGCUGAGAGCUCAUCUGAGAAGACUCAGAACCCAACGGAGGAUGAAGUUAGACAAAUUUCAAUCGAUGAAAAUGGUCCAUCCCAGCCGCGAGCUAUACCAGCCACUCGAGUACCUGAACAGAACGAAAAGGGUCUCGCUCAGUCUGUGGCUAGGGUUCCUUUUCCUAUCUGGUUUGGGAAGAAGGAUGGCUCCAAGGAUUUUGAUAAGUUUCGGGCAUUUCCAGAUGAAGCUGCAGCGGUGCAACUGGAGAGUGUGUGCAUUGCCGUAUUUAAGGAGGACCUCCCGAAGAAAUUAAGCGAUCCUGGGAGUUUUAUCAUGAUUUUUACUAUUGGCAAUCUAGAACCGAUUAGGGCAUUAUGUGAUUUAGGAACUAGUAUCAAUCUUAUCCCUUCUUCACUUUUUAGUAAAUUAGGGCUUUAUGAGUUAGAAGCAUGGAGAACUGUAAUACAGCUUGCAGAUAAAUCAAUAAGACUUCCGAAAGGAAUUAUUCGUGAUGUAUUAGUGCAAUUGGCCUUAAGUGUUUCUCAAGAAGAAAAUUGUGAUUUUAUUGAUGAGUUAAAUGAAUUAUCAACUUUUGAGAACUAUAUGACACUUGAAACUCUGGAAGAAAUUUCAGAUAAUUGA
This is a messenger RNA of Andrographis paniculata, 897 nucleotides long. RefSeq lists its product as uncharacterized. The transcript has 5 exons. Bases 1 to 897 code for a protein of 298 amino acids. NCBI's taxonomy places the organism in Eukaryota, Viridiplantae, Streptophyta, Magnoliopsida, Lamiales, Acanthaceae. The record is from RefSeq and is a predicted model, not a curated record.